This is a messenger RNA of Cryptomeria japonica (Japanese cedar), 492 nucleotides long. RefSeq lists its product as uncharacterized. NCBI's taxonomy places the organism in Eukaryota, Viridiplantae, Streptophyta, Pinopsida, Cupressales, Cupressaceae. The transcript has a single exon. The record is from RefSeq and is a predicted model, not a curated record. Bases 1 to 492 code for a protein of 163 amino acids. Gene Ontology annotation, molecular function: RNA-DNA hybrid ribonuclease activity; nucleic acid binding.
AUGGAACAAGGAUGGAAUUUGAAGCAGUCAAGUCUCCACAGGUUGGAGGAUAAAUCGAUUGGGAGGAAGAAUGUCAAAUGUUGCCCGUCGCCUUCGGAUUGGAAAAGGCUAAACUUUGAUGGUGCUAGUCAUGGUAAUCUGGGUUUGUCGGGCUUUGGGGAUGUGGUCAGAGAUGAGGAUGGUAGUUUGGUUGGAGCUACAUGUGGGUUGUCAGGAAUUGUUUCUAACAAUGUGGCGGAAAUCACUGCAUUAGAGGAGGGGCUUAAUUGGGUUAUAGAAAAUAAUCAUCUAAAAGUAGUAAUCAAAGGGGAUUCUCAAAUUAUACUAAAUGGUGUAACCAAAAAAUAUUUUACCAAUUGGAGGCUUAAUGAACGGAUUCCGAGAAUCAACCAGCUUCUUAAAAAACUGGAAGACUACCAGGUAAAACAUAUAUAUCGUGAGGGAAACCAUGUGGCGGACAUACUUGCUAAUCAGGUGUUAAUUGAAUCUUAG